This is a messenger RNA of Corylus avellana, 3132 nucleotides long. It is a transcript of the gene XLG3, whose product is annotated as extra-large GTP-binding protein 3. The record is from RefSeq and is a predicted model, not a curated record. Gene Ontology annotation, molecular function: G-protein beta/gamma-subunit complex binding; G protein-coupled receptor binding; GTPase activity. Lineage: Eukaryota; Viridiplantae; Streptophyta; Magnoliopsida; Fagales; Betulaceae. Gene Ontology annotation, biological process: adenylate cyclase-modulating G protein-coupled receptor signaling pathway. Gene Ontology annotation, cellular component: cytoplasm; heterotrimeric G-protein complex.
GGACGCACUUGUGUGUGUCUGACCCAGUAAGACUGUAGAACACUUGGGGGGUUAAUCUCAAUGGUGGAUUGGGUAAACGUGGCCAUCUCGCCUUUUGCUCCUUCAAAGUUCGAAGCCACCGAAGCUGAAAAAGCUUUGAUUUUAACCUCAGAUUCGCUUUCGUUUUGUCCCUUUCCCCCCAGUUUGGAGGUUUUCAAACGGAGACCGGGUGACUGUGGCGGUUCGAUGACUAUUUCCCGUUCUAAGUCGUAAUUCAACUUCGUUUAGCUGGUUAUUCUCUGUGCAUCUUCGGGCGGUUGAAACAUUACUGCUUGUAUUUGGUGCCAAUUGUGCUGUUAAGUUAGAAGGAUUUUGAUUAUAUAGGACAUAGUUGUUUGCUUAAAGAUAUUGAAUUGAGAUAUAGUUUAGGGCUCUAGUUGAAGAGUUGGCGAUUUGGUGGUGCUGCUAAAGAAUGGAGGGGAAGGGGGGAGAGAACUGGAGAGAAUUGGUGAAAAAGAUGCUCCCACCGGGAGCUUCUCUCCCUGAAGAUGAUGGAGAUCUUGAUUACUCUAUUGCUUUGGAGUAUGAGGGCCCGCCGGUUUCUUAUGAAGUCCCUAGAGUGGAACCCCUUGAUGUAAAUUCUCGUGCAAUCCCAACUGCAGAACCCCUGUCUGAAUCACAAAGAUCUGCUGUUGUUGCCUGUCCUCCUGUAGUUGAACCUAUACCUUUGCCGGUGUCCUAUAUUGCUGGUGUCACGAGUUCACCUACGCAAAGUCCUAGGGUGUCGGGCAGUUCAGAGUCUGUUGUGUCUGUCUUGCAACACCGUGAUUCUUCUUCUGCUUCUCCCUCUGCUUCACCAGGUUCAGUUCAGAAUCCUCUUGAAAAGGUUGUUAAUGAAGUAAGGAGAGCACCUGUUGUCACUUUUAAUACAGUUGAUAGAUCUGAGAGGAAAGAGGUUGAUGUGGAGAAGCCAGAUUUUAUGUAUGUUGGGGUUUCAAAAGAGAAGAAGAAAAAGAAAAGUAGAGUUUGUUAUCGUUGUCAAAAAGGGAAGUGGGAAACAAAGGAGUCGUGCCUAGUAUGUGAUGCUAAGUAUUGCAGCAAUUGUGUGCUUAGGGCAAUGGGAUCAAUGCCUGAAGGGCGCAAGUGUGUAACCUGCAUUGGUCAGCCGAUUGAUGAAUCAAAGCGGUUAAAAUUGGGCAAACAUUCAAGAGUAUUAACACGAUUACUCAGUCCUUUGGAAGUCAAGCAGAUUAUGAGAGCAGAGAAAGAGUGUUCCGCUAAUCAGCUUCGGCCAGAACAGCUAAUUGUCAAUGGAUUUGCUCUGAAGCCGGAAGAGAUGGCAGAAUUACUUGGGUGUCCUUUACCCCCACGAAAGUUGAAGCCCGGUAGAUAUUGGUAUGACAAGGAAUCCGGUCAAUGGGGAAAGGAGGGAGAAAAACCAGAUAGAAUCAUAAGUUCAAACUUAAAUUUCACUGGGAAACUAAGCCCCGAUGCAAGCAAUGGGAAUACUGAAGUUUACAUUAAUGGCCGAGAAAUUACAAAGCUUGAAUUGAGGGUGCUACGGCUGGCAAAGGUGCAGUGUCCACGGGACACUCAUUUUUGGGUGUAUGAUGAUGGUCGUUAUGAAGAGGAAGGUCAGAACAAUAUUAGGGGUAACAUUUGGGAGAAGGCAUCAACACGGUUUGUUUGUACCCUGUUCUCUUUGCCUGUGCCCCUUAGUCAACCUCUUGGAGCAAGAGAUGAGCCUAGCAAUUAUACAACGGUUCCAAAUUAUCUGGAGCAGAAAAAAAUUCAGAAACUUCUUCUUCUUGGACUUCAAGGCUCUGGAACAAGUACUAUCUUUAAGCAGGCCAAAUUUUUGUACGGGAACAGGUUUUCCACAGAAGAAAUGCAGGAUAUUAAGCUGAUGAUCCAGAGUAACAUGUACAGAUAUCUCAGCAUUUUGCUUGAUGGACGGGAGCGCUUUGAGGAGGAGGCCAUGUCUAGAAUGAGAGCACUAACCCCCAAUGAUCAAAACACUGAAGCAGAUGGAGAGGUUGAUCCUAAUGAAACAAAUCAAUCUGUCUAUUCCAUCAACCCCAAGUUGAAGCAUUUCUCUGACUGGCUCCUGGAUAUUAUAGCAACUGGAGAUUUGGAUGCGUUCUUUCCUGCAGCAACUCGGGAGUAUGCUCCAUUAGUUGACGAGGUGUGGAAGGAUCCUGCUGUACAGGAAACAUAUAAAAGAAAAGAUGAGCUUCACUUCCUUCCAGAUGUUGCAGAGUACUUCCUGAGCAGGGCUGUUGAGGUAUCUAGCAAUGAAUAUGAACCUUCAGAGAGAGACAUACUAUAUGCAGAAGGAGUCACUCAAGGAAAUGGUUUGGCUUUCAUAGAAUUCUCCCUUGAUGAUCGAAGCCCAAUGUCUGAAACCUACACAGACAAUGUAGAGGCUCCACCCCCGCCUCUGACCAAAUAUCAACUUAUAAGGGUAAAUGCGAAGGGGAUGAACGAGGGAUGUAAGUGGGUGGAAAUGUUUGAAGAUGUUCGUGUGGUUGUGUUCUGUGUUUCCCUUAGUGAUUAUGAUCAGAUGGGGCUUGCCUCAGAAAGUAAUGGCAGUGGAGUCCUACUUCAAAACAAAAUGAUGCAAAGCAAGGAGCUGUUUGAGAGUAUGGUCAGACACCCUUGCUUUAAGGAUACACCAUUUGUGUUAGUAUUAAACAAGUAUGAUCUCUUUGAGGAGAAGGUGACUCGGGUGCAUUUAAGUGCUUGCGAGUGGUUCAACGAUUUUAGUCCGGUGCGGACGCACCACAACAACCAGUCAUUGGCCCAUCAGGCAUACUUCUAUGUUGCAAUGAAGUUCAAAGACCUUUAUGCUUCCAUCACAAGUCAAAAGCUUUUUGUGUCGCAAGUUAGGGCUAGGGACCGAGUGACCAUCGAUGAGGCAUUCAAGUAUAUAAGAGAGGUUCUCAAAUGGGAGGAAGAUAAGGAUGAGAACUACUACGGCGGAGUAGAAGAUUCAUUUUAUAGUACAGACGUGAGCUCCUCACCGUUUGUCAGACAAGAGUGAUGUGCUUGAGAGAUCUUCUGUGUAUUUGCUUUACGGAUAAAGUUCAAAAGGGAAACAUUUAAUAUGCUCUGCUUCAUUUCCUCAUCCAUAUAAAGUUGAUCUCUUUUUUC